UAUCUGAGCACAGUACGAUACAGGUUUCACCCCCGAAUUCUGCACUUUUUCCCUGCUCCCCGGUAUUUCUCGGGCUGGUUGAAUCCGGUUUCCUGUAGAAAACCACCUACCGAGAUUUACUCGAGUAUCCAUCCCCCUAGGAUACGGUAGAUUAUGCAGGCCUCGGGCCCCAUUUUCUCAACGUUCGUUAUUACGACCCCCUGAUGAGAGAUCGGGCGUACUGUAUUGACGUCUCCCGGGACCCGAUUUGGGACCCGUUGCGCUGUAUGUACCGCGUAUCUGUACUCGGGUCAGUGGCGAAGCACCGGUAUCGGGACAUACGAAGGGCGCGGAUGUCUCUUCGAAUACGAAAAAAUGUCCCCAGAUCUUGGCUUGGCUAUGUCAAGUUGGUAUUAUUCUCCUUUUUUAGGCAUCCGGGAGCCGCAACUUAUACAAACGAAGGAAUUUUUGCACUGGCCUUCCAUACCGUACUGUACUGUACUAGUACUCGAGUACCGGUAAAGCCUGUCGAGUGGCUGGUGACACCCACCCCUCUUCCCAACCGAACGCGUGAUUAUCUCGCAACCAAAUCACGUGUACCGAGUCCACUUUCUGGGAAAGUGAAGGCACUAUCUACGAGUACCGGUAUUCCGUUGAGGGUGUCGGCGAAAACUGUAACCCUUUCCUCCCACCGGGCCUACACAAAACUACACAGAGGCGAGCUUUCCGUUCCCCGCUUUUAAUAUCCUAACACCCCAGGGAAAGGAUAUCGGGAGGUUCCUCCGACCCACGCUUAACCUUCUGAACAUUCGACUCGGACAUCGAUACCGUCCAUCUGCUCGCAGUCGAGUACCCAUCCAGCCAGAAAGGGCUGCUCAUCGGCGUUGUGGAAGUCAAUCAACUCGCGUGUGACUUCUUCCCCCAAGUCCUCAUCCUAACCGACUGCACUCGAGUACUGGCACGAGUAUGGUACGAGCGCCGCUGGAAUCAGAAAGGGAAAGAAAAAGAGGGAAACAGAACCCCUACUGUAAACUCAGCUGAGGAAAUGACAGAAUGGGAAUGCCGCGCCAUUACCAAGAAGGGCUGCGGAAGCGAACUCCGGAGGCCAGUGCGAUACCGGCACAGUACUCCCCCGUUCACAACGUUUUUGCGGAUCGAUAUUGUGCUAUUCUUAUCGCAGAAUGGCUGAUCUAAUCUGAUGAACUAUUUCCAUUCUAAGACCUACCUCUUGGGAUCUUUGCCGGGGAAGGGAGGGGAAAGAGGAUAGCAAAACCAAGGAAUCUUUGUGACUUUGUCGAAACAACAAAAGAGCUUCCUGCGAGACCCGAAUCUACUUAUCGGCUUAGAGUUGGGCAAAAAGUCCCCGGGUAAAACAACAGAAGGUCGAAUUCUUCGAAGUCUCAAGGGGGAUACUGCUGCCUUGGUAGAGCCGUACUGUGAAAGUGUCAU
Molecule: messenger RNA, 1428 nt
Organism: Tuber aestivum (summer truffle)
Lineage: Eukaryota; Fungi; Ascomycota; Pezizomycetes; Pezizales; Tuberaceae
Source: the annotation of a GenBank genome assembly